This is a messenger RNA of Lactuca sativa (garden lettuce), 635 nucleotides long. RefSeq names its product nuclear cap-binding protein subunit 2. Gene Ontology annotation, molecular function: RNA cap binding. NCBI's taxonomy places the organism in Eukaryota, Viridiplantae, Streptophyta, Magnoliopsida, Asterales, Asteraceae. Gene Ontology annotation, cellular component: nuclear cap binding complex. The record is from RefSeq and is a predicted model, not a curated record. Gene Ontology annotation, biological process: mRNA cis splicing, via spliceosome.
AUGUUACAGGAUCCAACAAACAUUUCAGCAUAUCGUGACAGAAUGUUUCUAGGAACACAAAAAGAAUAUGAACACGCACUCCAAACUUCAACAACCAUAUACAUUGGCAACAUGUCUUUCUACACUACUGAAGAGCAACUCUAUGAGUUGUUCUCUCGUGCGGGAGAAAUCAAAAAGAUUAUCAUGGGUUUAGACAAGAACACAAAAACACCAUGUGGCUUCUGCUUCAUCGUGUAUUAUUCUAGGGAAGACACUGAAGAUUCAGUAAAAUACAUAAGUAGGGCAAUUCUUGAUGAUCGACCUAUUCGUGUUGAUUUUGAUUGGGGGUUUCAGGAUGGAAGACAAUGGGGACGUGGCCGCAGUGGUGGACAAGUUAGAGAUGAAUAUCGCACAUAUUAUGAUCCUGAUAUCCUUUUAUUUUUUACUUAAUUAGUUAAAUUUACCUAUUUAACCUUCUCUCUCAUGUUAAAAUUGGUUAAGAUUCAUAUGAAUGUAAGGGUAAAGUGGUCGUGGCAUUGUAUGCCAUUUUGUGGCCCUAUAGAGAUAAACAAACAUGGAGUAAAAAAAUUGAAUUAAAACACUCUAAGUUUCCUAAAGCUUGAGUUUUUAAAUUUUCACAAGCGUUAUAUAUACAA